ACAUAUAUAGAGUAGUUGAGUUGAGAAUUUCAAGCUCUAUAAAUUUUUAUUUUGCAUUGUGGAUUUGAUUUCUCUUCUGUUUGUAUAUUUGAUUUGAUUUGUUUCUAUUCCUCUCACGAGAGCAAGAGGUUCAAAGAAGCAAAAUUGGGCCUCAAGCUUGCUUAAAAAUUACUGGAUGAAAUGGUUGCAUUAGGUUUUGAUUUGUUAUGAAUUUUUUUUUUUCACGAGGCAUUUGAUUGAAAUUUCCAAUCUCUGUUGGUUAUUUAAUUAGAGUGAAUCUUGAAAUUGCAAAAUGUAUGGACCACAAAUUCGGGUUUUAAGCCCUUAGUUAUGAAGAAUUCUUGCCCAUCUGAUCCAUCACCAUGAAAAGAUUUGGGGUGGCUAAGAAUAGCAUAGGAGGGUAGAAUUGGAGAAGGAAAAGAAAAGAAAAGAAAAGAAAAGAAAAGGAAUGGACAGAAAAAUAUUCCUUAUUUCCCGUUAAUGGUAGUCUCCCUAGCUCAACUAACUUUUAAAAAUGAGGAAGAGGUUAACUACUUAUUGCUGAAAUUAGCAAAUUUGACUAUGUCAUAUAUGUGGCCGGGCACAAAGGGAUGAGGGGGGUCAUGAAGGAAGAGUAAAGCUGCAGAAAUUUUCCUUAGUUUCCAGGGAGACCAGAACAGGCUGGUUUUUCCUGGGGCUAAGGUUUUUGAUUUCUGAGCUGAUUGAAAUCUCCGAUUUCAAAAACCUGCCCUUAAACCAGGUACCUCUUGUUUGUGCUGAGGAAUGAAUCGAAUCACAUGCUUUUAUGGACAGCAGUGAAUUCAUCUCAGUUUGAUUCAACAUUUUGACAGUUUUGGAAUUUGGGUAUUGUUGGAUUUAUAAGCGAUAAGGGACCAAUGAGGCUAAGCUGCUUUUCGUGUUGUCAGACAGAAAGUCAGAGAUCAUUGAAGAAAAGUACUCGUGAAUAUGAAGACACGAAGGCUUUGGCCUCAUUCUCUAACAUCUCCUUCAAAUCCGAUAGCAGCAAGCGGAGGUACAUUGCUGAAGAGAUAGCAAAAGUCGGAAAAGGGAGUAUUUCUGCUCAAAUUUUCACAUUCAACGACCUGAAUGUCGCAACUCAAAACUUCAACCCUGAAUCCUUGAUAGGCGAAGGAGGUUUUGGCCAGGUUUACAAAGGCCGCAUUGAAAACAUAAAUCAAGAUGUUGCUGUUAAGCAGCUUGACCGAAAUGGAUUCCAAGGAAACAGAGAAUUCCUUGUGGAAGUGUUGAUAUUGAGCCUUCUUCACCACCCUAAUCUUGUCAAUUUGGUUGGUUAUUGUUGUGAUGGCGAUCAGAGGAUAUUAGUCUAUGAGUACAUGGCCAAGGGUUCUCUAGAGGAUCAUCUUCUUGACUUAGCUCCUACCAAGGAGCCUUUGGAUUGGAUCACUAGAAUGAAAAUUGCAGAAGGUGCAGCUACAGGACUUGAAUACUUGCAUGAAACAGCUAACCCUCCAGUGAUUUACAGGGAUUUCAAAGCAUCUAACAUACUAUUAGACGAGGAAUUCAAUCCAAAGCUUUCUGAUUUUGGGCUAGCCAAGCUCGGUCCAACCGAUGGUAUGACACAUGUAUCUACACGGGUGAUGGGAACUUAUGGCUACUGUGCACCCGAAUAUGCGUUGACAGGUCAAUUAACAACAAAGUCCGAUGUGUAUAGCUUUGGAGUCGUGUUUCUGGAGAUAAUCACAGGAAGGAGAGUCAUCGACAAUUCAAAACCAAAUGAAGAGCAGAAUCUAGUUAUUUGGGCGGGUGUUUCAUGGGGUGGCUCAUUCCAUACUAAACAAUGCAAGGCACAACCUCUCUUCAAAGAUAAAAGCAUGUUUACAUUAAUGGCCGAUCCAAAGCUAGAAGGCAACUACCCUACAAAGGGUCUGUACCAGGCUCUUGCAAUAGCGGCAAUGUGUCUCCAAGAGGAAGCUAGUGCUCGACCUUUGAUCAGUGAUGUUGUAACUGCUCUUGAGUUCUUAUCAACAGGAAAGACAGUAGAGGCAGAUGACGAAGGAGCAGAAGAGAAGAUGAAACUAGCUCCUUCUGGUAGAAACAUAGUUCUAGAAAUCGAAAAAGACGCGCCAAGUGGUGCUUGGGAAAGAGACUGAUGAGAAGGUGCUAAAGAAGCUGUAUCGACUGUGAUUGCGACACCAAACUCCCUGUUGUUUUAACUCUCUUUUUUCACUCUCUCUCUUUUUCUUAGUUGGUUUUUUUAUGAGAUCUUAUGGAUUCUUGUGGAUUCAGAGAUCCAAAUUUUGAAGAAAGAAGGGACGAAGAUUAGGGGAGCUUUUUGGUCCAGCAUGAGGCGUGUAUGGUAAUUUUUUCACUUCUAUAUAUAUAUAUAUAUAAUGUUAAUUGUGAGGGUAAGAGAGUAGGACAAGUUCUUGAUAAUCUUGGCAUUAUCCAAAAUGAAAGCUUACCCCAUCAUAUGUGAAGAGGUUUUUUUGAGUUUUGUAAUGUUCAUUUGCAAUAAAGCUAUUUUAAUGCA
This is a messenger RNA of Camellia sinensis, 2491 nucleotides long. Lineage: Eukaryota; Viridiplantae; Streptophyta; Magnoliopsida; Ericales; Theaceae. The record is from RefSeq and is a predicted model, not a curated record.